This is a messenger RNA of Parastagonospora nodorum SN15, 6213 nucleotides long. RefSeq lists its product as hypothetical. Lineage: Eukaryota; Fungi; Ascomycota; Dothideomycetes; Pleosporales; Phaeosphaeriaceae. Gene Ontology annotation, biological process: ubiquitin-dependent protein catabolic process via the N-end rule pathway; protein ubiquitination. Gene Ontology annotation, cellular component: ubiquitin ligase complex; cytoplasm. Gene Ontology annotation, molecular function: ubiquitin protein ligase activity; zinc ion binding. The transcript is spliced from 4 exons. Bases 1 to 6213 code for a protein of 2070 amino acids. The record is from RefSeq and is a predicted model, not a curated record.
AUGUACGUCUCGCUGCACGAGCAGGAGCUGUGUCGACACUUUCGCGAGCUGCCACGGCGGCACAACUACCGAUUCGAUGAGACUGCCGACCGCGAGCUUCGCCAGAUCCUCUUCCAUUCGCUCGCCGGCCGUGGCGACUAUCUCCCCCUCUUCUUCCCCAACGGCCCACCGACCGACUUGGAGAAGCCUUGGAGCUUGCGCGAUGCCCAGGGAGCGGUCGAGGGCGCAGAAUACUCGGCUGCGGCGAGAGGCAAGCCGUGUGGCCACAUCUUUAAGAAUGGCGAAGCCACAUACCGGUGCAAGACGUGCACCGCUGACGACACAUGCGUUCUGUGCGCGCGCUGCUUCGAUGCAUCGGACCAUGAAGGCCACCAAGUCUUCGUCAGUGUAUCACCCGGCAACUCUGGAUGCUGUGAUUGUGGCGACGACGAGGCCUGGAAUCGCCCGGUGCACUGCAACAUCCACUCGAUAGACUCGGAGUUUCAAUCCAAGGCGGCUGGCAAGGCACGAGAGGGUUCGGUGCUUCCAGAUGAGCUUCUAGAAACCAUACGCAUAACCAUCGCAAGAACUCUCGACUAUCUUAUUGACGUGUUCUCGUGCUCCCCUGAGCAGCUGCGCUUGCCCAAGUCAGAGGAGUCCAUCAUGCAAGACGAGCGGCAGUCGCGCCUCACGUCCAAGUGGUACGACCCGGGCGACCAGCCAGAUAAUUGCGACGAAUACUGCCUGGUGCUUUGGAACGACGAGAAACACACGGUCAAUGAUGUGCGCGACCAAGUUGCCCGAGCGUGCAAACAGAAGGCGGCUUUCGGGCUCGCCAAAGCCUACGAGAUUAAUGAUGUCGGCCGCAGUGCUAUCGUGUACCGCACAGAUAUCAAGGAGUUGCUGCGCAUGGCCAAAAUCAUCGAAGAAAUCAAGCUGACUGUCACAAUACGCUCUGCACGAGACACCUUCCGCGAACAGAUGGCUGGUGCGCUUGUUGAUUGGAUAUCAGAUAUUGCCGGCUGCAGCGUGGGUGAGGACAACCAAGUCCUACGACGCACUGUUUGUGAGGAGCUGUUGAAGCCAUGGCGGGUCGGUAGUGAAGCAUCAAAUGAGACCAUUGGCAAGGAUGGCCUUGACGAUCAUGAGAUGGAAGAUAAGCAGGCUGAGAUGGAUGGCUUCUAUGGUGGACUACUACCGCUGCAGAGACGUGUGCGGACGAUAAGGAUACAGCGCCGCCGUACCGAUACGAAUGAUGACACCACAGCGUCUGACGAUGAUGAAGAAGACGAUGGCGAAGGCGAAGGCGAAGGCGCGGCAGACGGAGGUGAUGACAUGGACAUAGACGAAGUAGGUGCCCAAGAUAACGACGGAGAUGUAGAGAUGGAAGCAUACGAAAGUGCGGACGAAGCUCUUGAAGUUUCUGAGGCUACAAUGGCUGGAUAUCCACCACCACCCCCACCUCCGCCCGUCCCGCAACGAGGGCAGCCUGAGCAAAGUGUCACUCCGGCAGAGUCAGACAGCGAGCCCAUGGGUGCACCAGCUCUCAGCCAUGUUGAACCAACCAUGCGAGUACCAGCGACGCCAGUAACCCGAUCACUACCGCUGCGGCCAUCCCGGCCUCCCAACUACUGGUUGGAAAAGCCCGAGGCGUAUGGCAAGAAGCCAGGAACACCACCUCACGAGGAUCUAUGGCAGCGUUUGCGAAUCGAUCAUCUGAUUCUGUAUGAUCUGCGCAUGUGGAAACAAUUGCGCAUUGGCGUACGGGACGUUUUCAUCAGCACAGUAGUCACCAUCCCCCAGUUCAAGCGCCUACUGAGUCUACGAUUCGCUGGUGUGUAUACUGCACUGGCACAACUCUAUCUCAUUGCAGACCGCGAGCCGGAUCAUUCUAUCAUCAAUCUCUCCCUCCAAAUGUUGACGACGCCAUCAAUAACAUCCGAAGUCGUUGAGCGUGGCAAUUUCCUCACAAAUCUCAUGGCCAUACUAUACACAUUCUUGACGACUCGGCAAGUGGGCUACCCAUCUAGUGUGGAUCCCAACGCAACAUUAGCAUUCGAGCAGGGUGCCGUCACGAAUCGUCGAAUGUACCAUUUCUUCCUUGACAUGAAGUAUCUUCUCGGCUCCGAAUUCGUUCAAGAGAGGAUACGGGAAGAACAACGAUAUCUCUUGCAAUUCUUGGAUCUGGUCAAGCUCCAUCAGGGUAUCUGUCCAAACGUUCGUGCUGUCGGUGAGCAUUUGGAAUUCGAAUCCGAAGCCUGGAUAAGCGCCUCGCUCAUCACUCGGGAGAUCAACAAGCUGUGUAGACAUUUUGCAGAGUCUUUCACGUGGAAGCGUGAUGAGGACUCCACCAACAUACGUCGUGCCAUACGCGCAGCUGCCAAGGUUGUCAUUGUCAACUCCUUGGGCGCCGAACGACGGCGGUUCGAUCAGAGCGAACUGAAGGAAGAAACCAGGUUCAAAACACUUGAAGUCCUAGAGUUCGACGCAGAACCCUCUACAUUCUUUGGGCCAACAUACAAAAUUGUCGAUUACGUCGUCGCCAAGGAGCCGAUGAGCUUCCAUCAUGCGCUCCAUUACACAUUAUCCUGGCUCAUUGACAAGGCACGGAGUAUGCCACGAGAGCAGAUGCUUCAGCUUCUUCUCCAUUCGCACACCGAGCUGCAGGCAGACUUCAACCCAUCGAGUGUGCCGGUCCCUGUUCUUGAACCGCACGAGUAUCUUCUUGCUGUAUUCGACUUCCCACUCCGUGUGUGCGCUUGGCUGGCGCAGAUGAAAGCUGGCAUUUGGAGAGACAUUUUCCUCCUGCAAUCUGCUCUGGUCCUGUGUGACCCGUCAGUUUUCCUCGCAACGAUGAUUGACCGCUAUGGCCUGACGGGUUGGAUGACUGGCAAGUACGAAGCAAGUCAACAUGGCUUCGAAGACAGUCAAGCAAUCGACGUAGUCGAGGAUUUUGUUCACUUGCUCAUCAUUAUUCUGACUGAGCGUACAUCAUUGAUUCCUGCUGAAGAGAACGAUGAGUCGCAUUUGACAGCUAUGCGACGUGACAUCGCACAUGUUCUCUGCUUCAAGCCCCUGUCAUUCUCAGACAUGACUGCACGUCUGUCGGACAGGAUACAGAACAUGGACGAGUUCGACGUUGUUCUACGGGAAAUGACCCGCUUCAGAGCUCCCGAGGGAUUGUCUGAUAGCGGUACCUUUGAGCUGAAGGAGCAAUAUCUUGAGUUAGUCGACCCUUACCUUCAUCAAUACAACCGCAACCAGCGUGAAGAGGCCGAAACGACAUACAAGAACUACGUGGCCAAGAAGACCGGCAAACAAGCGAGCGACAUCGUCUACGAGCCGACACUACGCGCCAUCCCGUCGGGACUAUUCCAAAACCUGUCAACUUUCACAAAAACACCAUUGUUUACCCAAAUCAUAUACUACCUACUCGGCUAUGGUCUCAGAGCCGCGGCUGCUACGCCAAACAUUCCUGCCACGCGAGUGGAGACAUAUAUCCAGUUUGCUCUCCAGCUUCUUCUCGUGGCUGUACUGGAAGACAAGACUGAAGAGCAUGAGUGGUCGCAAGAAGCCCCUGACUCCUUCAUUACUUCAGUACUUACAAAGCAUGCAAAUAUGGGCAUUCCUAACCAUCCAACUGUUCUCUCUGUGCUGAAAGAGCUCCAAGACAAGGAAGCUUUCAAGGCGUGCGAGCCCAAAAUCAACCUUAUCCUCCAUAGGCUGAAACAACGCCAACAACACUCAUUCAUAGUAGCUGCUGCAGCGCUCAAUAUGCCUACGGAUAGGAUGGACACAGCGUCGCCAGCUGGGUUUGCGGUUCAGGAGAAAGAGUUGAAGAAGAAGCAGGCACUGGAGAGGCAAGCAAAGGUCAUGGCAGCAUUUAAGGAGCAGCAAGGCAAAUUCAUGGCCAAUCAAGACUUUGACUGGGGCGAAGACGACUUCAGUGACUUGGAAGACGAGACAGGUGGGCUUGUUGAGCAGGAAAAGACACUGAAAUAUCCGUCUGGUACAUGCAUUCUGUGUCAAGAAGACACCGGUGAGCACAGGCUCUACGGUACUUUCGGCUACGUAUCCGAGAGCAGAAUACUACGACAGACUGAUGUGUACGACGACGACUGGGUGGAUGAGGUCGUGCAGACUCCAGUCAACCUCGAUCGUUCAGCGGAGGAGAUACGACCUUUUGGGGUGUCCGGGAAAAACCGUCGCAUCAUCGAGAAGGUCUCCGCUACUGGCGAGCGCGUCAUCACUGAAAGACAGGAAUUAGGCAAGGGAUUUCCACACUCACAAGUCCAGCCAGGCCCAGUCACCACCGGUUGCGGACACAUCAUGCACUACAGCUGCUUUGAGGUCUACCUUCAAGCGACCCAGCGGCGACAUGUCAGUCAAAUAGCAAGAAACCAUCCCGAACGGCCCGACCUCAAAGAAUUCAUGUGCCCACUCUGCAAAGCGCUGGGCAACAUGUUCUUACCAGUCAUCUGGAGGCCAAAAAAGGUCGUGCACCCUGGCGUGCUGGAGACAGAGGCGAAUUUCGACGAAUGGAUACAAACUCAGCUCGUUGCCACGUACAGGGAUUCUGCUGGAGCUGCUGGAAAAGCGCCAGUGGAUCUUACACCCGACCAGAAAGUCUUGUACGAGUAUGGCGAGCGAGACUUCAUACAGCCGCUUUCGAGCCGACUCCCUGACCUCUUGAACAUGACACAGGUAGCGCUGGCAGUCCAGCUGCCGAGUAUGCAUCAGCCACCGCGAUUUCAGGUCCCUGCAUUCCUGGGAGUGCCGCAAGACGAAUCGCAGCUGCCAGGUGUUGCCUCGAGCGAAAACAGCUCAGCUGGUGUACCAAACUUCUCGAUGCUGGAGCUAGUCAAGGUGUAUCAACGACUGAAAGAUACACUCCGUGCGAACGGCAUCCAUUCCACGUUCGCAUACCCACACAGCCCAGCUACGUCAGUGGAAGAUCUCACGCACACAGACUCGCUCGCACAAGCUCUCGGCAACUCUAUUGCGGCUGCAGAGAUCGCUCAGCGAGGUAUCUUUGAUCCGGAAGCCCUGAGCUUCGAUCUGAAGGGAAUUGUGCCUCUCAUGUGCAAGGAUCCAUUCAUCUUCCUCUCGGAGUGUGCAGUCGGCAUAGCCGCAGCUUCCAACCUCGACAUCCAUCACAUCAUGCGUCUUUGCUACUUGGCAGAGAUGGUUCGUGUGGUAUUCAAAUAUGGCCUAUCAAUGGACGAGCCGUCUAUCAAGAUUGAGGAUUCCCGUACUCCACGCCGCCAACACCGUUUCUCAAAUCCGGAGAAGUUCAUCAAUACGGACAAGGUCAACAACGGCUUCUUGCCCCCAGAUCAGCUGAACAACAUAUUGUUCUUCGUCUGUGUCAUCUACAACGUGGGCACAAUGGGUGUUUCCUCUGCGUCGUUAGAUAUUGACAAUAUGCCCAUCCCUUCGCACUUCAAGGAGCCAAAUUUCCUCUACUUCAUCCAGACAAUGAUGUCAUCGUAUGCUCUGCCUUUUGUGCGCAAGGCAGCCAUACUCAUGCAUGUGCGGUAUGGUGUCGAGCUGCCUACAAUUGCCGCUGACCGCGCCGACGACCCUGAGCUUGAGCGCCUCUCUACACUGCUCAAACUGCCUUCCCUCGCAGAGAUGCUCGCAUCCUUCACCCAAAGAACACCAGCUGGGCACACCACGCGCUCCACCGUCGGUGGCUGGCUGCGCCAUCUACUCUGGGUGCAAGCAGGCAACGGGCCUCUCAAGCCGAGCAUUUCUCUCUCCCACCCCGCCAUCUUCGAACUCGUGGGUCUGCCCAAGAACUACGACACCCUCACCGACGAAGCUAUCCGCCGGAAGUGUCCGACUACCGGCAAGGAACUUACUGAUCCCGCGCUCUGCCUCUUUUGUGGAGAAAUCAUGUGCAGUCAGGCCGUGUGUUGUAUGACCGACAAGCACCGCGGCGGCUGCAACCAGCAUCUAUCCAAAUGCGGCGGCCAAGUCGGUCUCUUCAUUCACAUCCGCAAAUGCAUGAUCCUGUUCCUCAACCUCGACCACGGGUCCUGGGCUGUCGCGCCGUAUCUCGACAAGCACGGCGAAGUAGACCCGACGCUGCGCAGGCACCACCAGCUUUUCUUGAAUCAGAGGAGGUAUGAUGCGUUGCUGAGGAAGAUUUGGUUGGAGGGCGGGAUUCAGAGCAUGAUUGCGAGAAGAUUGGAGGGCGAGAUUAACAACGGGGGGUGGGAGAGUAUGUGA